This is a messenger RNA of Morone saxatilis (striped sea-bass), 2385 nucleotides long. RefSeq names its product spinster homolog 1 (Drosophila) (gene spns1). The record is from RefSeq and is a predicted model, not a curated record. Gene Ontology annotation, molecular function: transmembrane transporter activity. NCBI's taxonomy places the organism in Eukaryota, Metazoa, Chordata, Actinopteri, Moronidae. Gene Ontology annotation, biological process: transmembrane transport. Gene Ontology annotation, cellular component: membrane.
ACCGGAAGUUUGCUCAGAUCCAACAUGGCGGCGGUACGGGAUCAGUGAAGGGUCGUGAAGUAAACAUUGAGUUUUAUUGAGCGGGAACGCGGCGACCGGUCCUCAGCGGGAAACGUUUAACGGUAACGAGUCAACAUGGGAGCUGAGUAACCGGGAACAGCGCGUGUGACGGAGAGAAGGUCUGCACCGGCGGCGGGAAGAAGAAAGCAGCGUCUGCUCUGACUCAUCCUCCUGCGAGGUAAACAACCGAGCGGCCAUGUCUCUGGCGAGCCCACGUCGGACUCCACGCCGUUCUUCUCCGAUGACAGCGGGCGGAGGAGCAGGGCGGGGGGGCGGGGGGGCAGCGGCCGCAGGAGGAGCCGGCCAGCGGCGUGUCCAACGUCCGAGCGCUGCUGACCGUCUUCAUCCUCUUCUACAUCAACCUGCUCAACUACAUGGACAGGUUCACCGUGGCAGGAGUUCUCACUGACAUUGAGAAUUAUUUUGGGAUUGAUGAUGGGAAGUCCGGCUUACUCCAAACAGUUUUUAUCUGCAGUUACAUGUUUCUGGCUCCGGUCUUCGGAUACCUGGGCGACAGGUACAACAGGAAGCUCAUCAUGAGCGUCGGCAUCACGUUCUGGUCUCUGGUGACGCUCGCCAGCUCCUACACGCCCAAAGAGCAUUUCUGGGUCCUGCUGCUGACUCGGGGGCUGGUCGGAGUCGGAGAGGCCAGUUACUCCACCAUCGCUCCCACCAUCAUCGCCGACCUGUACGUGAAGGGGAAGAGGACGAACAUGCUGUCCGUGUUUUAUUUUGCCAUCCCUGUGGGCAGCGGCCUCGGAUACAUCGUGGGCUCACAAGUCGGUAGUAUGACUCAGGACUGGCACUGGGCUCUGCGGGUGACCCCGGGGCUGGGACUGAUCGCGGUGCUGCUGCUGAUCUUCGUGGUCAAAGAGCCCAAAAGAGGAGCCAUCGAGGCUCGACCGGAGCACCACCUGCACCAGACCAGCUGGCUGACGGACCUGCGCGCUCUGAGCAAGAACUACAGCUUCGUGUUGUCCACGUUGGGCUUCACGGCGGUGGCGUUCGUCACCGGCUCUCUGGCUCUCUGGGCUCCAACGUUCCUGUUCCGAGCGGCCGUGUUCAGCGGGGAGAAAGAGCCCUGCGUGGAGGGAAACUGCGCCUCCUCAGAAAGUCUGCUGUUCGGGGUCAUCACCUGCAUCUCGGGCAUUCUGGGCGUGACCAGCGGCGUGCAGGUCAGUCGGCAGCUGAGGAAGAAGACGGCCAGAGCCGACCCUCUGGUGUGCGCCGCCGGUCUGCUCCUCUCGGCGCCGUUCCUCUACCUGGCCAUCGUGUUCGCUCAGACCAGCACCAUCGCCACAUAUGUCUUCAUUUUCCUCGGAGAGACGUUCCUGUCCAUGAACUGGGCUGUGGUGGCGGACAUCCUGCUGGUCUCGGACUCUCUGAGGAAGACGGACUCGUUCCUCUGGCAGUUUCGCUCCCUGCAGCUCUCUCUGCUGCUCUGCUCCUUCGUGGCCGUGGUGGGCGGAGGAUUCUUCCUCGCCACCGCCCUCUUCAUCGAAAAAGACCGCCACCGCGCCGAGAACUACGUCACCACAGAUGACGAGCCGAUCGUCGUCCCAAAGAGCGGCCGCUCCACCAGAGUCCCGGUGUCCAGCGUUCUGAUCUGAGGUGUGCAGGAGGUUGGGCCGGCUCCAGAACUCCUGUGGUUCUUUUACUUCAUAUUUUAGGACUGUGAGCAGCGACCGCACUGUCUGCCAUGCAGAAGAGUUUUAGGACGGGUUUAUUUUUCAUUUUUAUUUUUUAUACUUUUACGGCUGCCCGCCGGGAACGCGCCGCCAUCUUGGAGCAACUUUUUGCAUUUCGUCUCCAGAUGUUUUUUGUUUUUUUUGACGUGAGACGUUUCAGAGCGGACAUGAAGUUGAAAACGAGCACUAGAGACUCUCCGAACGACAGAAUCCGCUCUGUGGGGUUUCCAUUUAAAACCUGAUCGCUUUCGAAACCUCCAGUGAUUUUAUAUACAGGACGAGCUUUAUUAAUCAGUUUCAUAACCACGUGUUUGUUUGUCUGAGCUAGUUUUAAUUAUAACACUAACCUACAGAAGCAGAAAAUAAUCCUCUCUGUUCCUUUUUAUUCAUCUCUUUAUCUUGUAGCAUUACGACUGGUUUUAAUUUGUUUCCAGGGUGAAGGAGCGCCGCUUAUUUGAACUGUUUGUUUGUUCUUUGCGUGAGGUUGGAGGAAGAGCACAGAAAACAUCCUCUUCAUGGUUAUUUAAAAAGAGAAAAAGGCUUUUAAAUGAAUGUUAAUAAUCAACACUUGUUUGUUAACCUCAGAUUAUUUUAGCAAAUCUUUUUUGUGAACUAUUAAAGGAGAAUUAACUUGUCA